Molecule: messenger RNA, 603 nt
Organism: Cylicocyclus nassatus
Lineage: Eukaryota; Metazoa; Nematoda; Chromadorea; Rhabditida; Strongylidae
Source: the annotation of a GenBank genome assembly
AUGGAUGGUAGGAGACGGAGGACGCGCUCGUCCAGAGCUGGAAUCCUGUUCCCCGUGUCCCGCAUUCAUUGCAAACUCCGCAAGGGAAACUACGCCAGGAGGAUUGGAGAAGCUGCUCCCGUCUACUUAGCCGCAGUACUGGAGUACAUGGUGGCAGAGGUCCUCGAACUGGCCGGAAAUGUCGCACGAGACUUCAGGAGAGCAAGGAUCAACCCGCGUCACUUACUACUUGCGAUCCGGGCGGACGAAGAAUUAAAUGAGCUUCUAUCUAAUGUCACAAUCCCGGAAGGAGGGGUUCUCCCCAGCAGGGAACUUGAGCCCAAACCUGCGGCUUCGCGAAAAUUGCCAAAAGUCGGCGGAUUGCCCCAAUGUCGGCGGCGGGAAAAGACUCUUUCGCAACAGACACCCGAUCAAAUCCACAAAACCACGAGGAGCUGUGCUGUGCCGCCCGGGGAACGCCAGGAUAAUGUUGUGAAAGAGCAGAUUAAGCUUUGGGAAAGGGAACUGGAAAUGGUGACACAGAACGUAAAGUUAUCGAAUGCACUCAAGGUUGGCGAAAGACGGGUUGUUACUCUAGAAAAUAUAAUUCUCAAUCGAACCUGA